Gastrolobium bilobum is the source of this 1276-nucleotide messenger RNA. Its product is annotated as protein transport protein SEC13 homolog B-like. Gene Ontology annotation, molecular function: structural molecule activity; protein binding. The transcript is spliced from 2 exons. Gene Ontology annotation, biological process: COPII-coated vesicle budding; protein import into nucleus. Gene Ontology annotation, cellular component: nuclear pore outer ring; COPII vesicle coat. Lineage: Eukaryota; Viridiplantae; Streptophyta; Magnoliopsida; Fabales; Fabaceae. The coding region runs from base 188 to 1093 and encodes 301 amino acids. The record is from RefSeq and is a predicted model, not a curated record.
ACGGCAAUGAUUUUUUUCUCGUGCUUCUCAUCUCAUCCUCAGUUUCAAACAGUUUCUCUUCAUUGUUAGAUCUCAUCUAAACUUACAUUCACCGGCGACUCCACCUGGCUCCGCCGUCCACGGAAGUUCCGGCCGCCACCUUUCGCUUCCUCACUCUCUCCCUCCCUCUCUCCUUCUUAACAGAAAUAUGCCUGCUCAGAAGGUUGAAACGGGUCAUCAAGACACAGUCCAUGAUGUUGCAAUGGAUUACUAUGGUAAGAGGCUGGCUACGGCUUCAUCAGAUCACACAAUUAAGAUAAUUGGGGUUAGCAACACGGCCUCUCAGCAUCUAGCAACUCUAACUGGUCACCAAGGACCUGUUUGGCAGGUCGUAUGGGCUCACCCGAAAUUUGGUUCUCUACUCGCUUCGUGUUCCUAUGAUGGGCGGGUCAUUGUUUGGAAGGAGGGUAACCAAAACGAAUGGACUCAAGCUCAUGUCUUUGAUGACCACAAGUCAUCUGUGAAUUCAGUUGCUUGGGCACCUCACGAGUUGGGUCUUUGCUUGGCUUGUGGUUCAUCUGAUGGGAAUAUAUCUAUUCUCACUGCAAGAGCAGAUGGUGGCUGGGACACCUCGAGGAUUGAUCAAGCUCACCCAGUUGGUGUAACUUCUGUGUCAUGGGCCCCCUCAAUGGCACCUGGUGCUCUUGUUGGUGCAGGGUUGCUUGAUCCUGUUCAGAAGCUUUGCUCUGGUGGUUGUGAUAAUACUGUGAAGGUAUGGAAGCUCAGCAAUGGACUCUGGAAGAUGGACUGCUUCCCUGCUCUUCAUAUGCAUACAGAUUGGGUUCGAGAUGUUGCUUGGGCACCCAAUUUGGGACUUCCUAAAUCUACUAUUUCUAGUGCAUCACAGGAUGGUAAAGUGAUUAUAUGGACUGUGGCCAAAGAGGGGGAUCAGUGGGAAGGCAAGGUUUUGAAUGAUUUCAAUACCCCUGUUUGGAGGGUCUCAUGGUCAUUGACUGGAAACAUACUGGCUGUGGCGGAUGGUAACAACAAUGUGACAUUAUGGAAGGAAGCAGUAGAUGGGGAGUGGCAACAGGUGACAACAGUGGAACCAUAGAAUAUGAUUUUCAGUUCUUGCUUAUUAAUUUGAAAUUAUGGUUAGAAUUUUCAUUUUGAAAUAUAGUUGACACCUUGUUUCUUUGCAUAUUAUACAGUUGAUUAAUUGUGCUUCAUAAUGCAUUAGUUCCUUGAAGCUUGUGAUCCAUUGAACAUUCUGUGCUUGCAAGAAUGAUGUUGAAUA